This is a messenger RNA of Sceloporus undulatus (fence lizard), 2091 nucleotides long. RefSeq names its product phenylalanyl-tRNA synthetase subunit alpha (gene FARSA). Gene Ontology annotation, molecular function: ATP binding; tRNA binding; phenylalanine-tRNA ligase activity. NCBI's taxonomy places the organism in Eukaryota, Metazoa, Chordata, Lepidosauria, Squamata, Phrynosomatidae. The coding region runs from base 1 to 1743 and encodes 580 amino acids. Gene Ontology annotation, biological process: phenylalanyl-tRNA aminoacylation. The record is from RefSeq and is a predicted model, not a curated record. The transcript is spliced from 13 exons. Gene Ontology annotation, cellular component: cytoplasm; cytosol; phenylalanine-tRNA ligase complex.
AUGGCUGCCUCCUCCUCCUCGGCCUGCGUAGGGGAACCGGAAGUUACGUUCUUGGAAGUGAGAGUCCAAUAUUAUCGAGCCCUGUUCAGGUCUUGCUCUGGAGGCGACGCGCUAGGACAAAACCAGGAAAUCUCUAUGGCUAAGGAAAAAAUGUCGUCAUUUCCGCUUCUCAUCGCGAACCGGAAGUGGCUGUCAGGAGUCGCCGGGAAGAUGUCUCCCACCAUGGAGACGGCGGCGGAGGCUGUCUCUCCGGCUGAGCUGCUCUUACAAAGGCUGGAGGCGGCGGGAGGGACUGGCGGCGAAGCCGGGAUCUGUACGCUGGAGGCGGCCGCGGCGCUGGGCCUGGACCACCAAGUGCUGGUCGGGGCUGUGAAGAGCCUGCAGGCGCUGGGGGAGGUGAUUGAGGCAGAGCAGCGCACAUCCAAAAAGUGGGAGCUGACACCUGAGGGCCAAGAAAUUGUGCAAGAAGGAAGCCAUGAAGUCCGAGUGUUUAACAGCAUCCCUUCUGAGGGUCUGGUCCAGAGUGAGCUGAUGAAGCUGCCCAGUGGAAAAGUGGGAUUCAGCAAAGCAAUGUCUAACAAGUGGAUCCGGUUAGACAAGAACUCAGAAGGCGGACCCCGGAUCUUCCGGGCGGUAGAGGUUGUACAGGAUUCAGUGAGGGAGAAACUGCUCCAGGUGCAACAUGGGGAGGCUGAUAGCCUUGAAGAGAAAGACAAGAAUGAACUGAAAAAGCGGAAACUCCUGAUGGAAAUGAAUCUGAAGUCAUACUGGGUCAAAAAAGGAAAUGCUUUCAGUACAAGUGUUGCCAAGCAGGAAACAGACCUCACUCCAGAAAUGAUAGCCAGUGGUUCUUGGAGAGACUUGAGUUUCAAGCCGUAUAACUUUGAGGCACUGGGCAUCAUGCCUGAAUGUGGGCAUCUCCACCCACUGCUAAAAGUCCGCAGUCAGUUCCGACAGAUCUUCCUCGAAAUGGGUUUCACAGAAAUGCCUACCAAUAAUUUCAUUGAGAGCUCCUUCUGGAACUUUGAUGCCCUCUUCCAGCCGCAGCAGCAUCCAGCCAGGGACCAACAUGACACUUUCUUCAUAAAAGAUCCUGCUGAAGCCAUUGAGUUUCCUAUGGAUUAUCUGAAGCGGGUAAAGAAGGUUCACUCACAAGGAGGUUAUGGCUCUCAGGGGUACAAAUAUGACUGGAAACUGGAGGAGGCUCGGAAGAACCUCCUUAGGACGCACACAACUGCUGUCAGUGCCCGCAUGCUCUAUCAGUUAGCACAGCAGGAAAAAUUCACACCUGUGAAAUACUUCUCUAUCGAUCGUGUCUUCAGAAAUGAGACAUUAGAUGCCACACACUUGGCGGAAUUCCAUCAGAUCGAAGGGGUAGUGGCUGAUUAUGGCUUGACCCUAGGGGACCUGAUGGGUGUCCUGAAGGAGUUUUUCACCAAGUUGGGAAUCACUCAGUUGCGCUUCAAGCCUGCAUACAAUCCUUAUACAGAGCCCAGCAUGGAGGUUUUCAGCUAUCACCAGGGAUUGAGGAAGUGGGUGGAAGUGGGCAAUUCAGGAGUCUUCCGCCCAGAGCUGCUGCUGCCCAUGGGCUUGCCUGAUGGAGUGUCUGUCAUUGCUUGGGGACUGUCUCUGGAACGGCCCACCAUGAUCAAGUAUGGCAUCAAUAAUAUCCGCGAGUUGGUUGGUCACAGAGUCAAUCUGCAGAUGGUAUACGACAGCCCACUCUGCCGCUUGGAUGCAUAGGUUCCAGAUAUCUUCCUCUAUCUUUAGGCCUAUUUAUUACCACUCUUCCUUGCUGGAACAAUGGGACCAUUCACAGUUCUGGAUGAUAGUGGGUGGAGGAAUAACUGAAAAGCUGCUUAGACUGUGUGGACCUUCUAGUUACAUCCUUUUGGAGGAAUGGUCUCUCUAAUUGCAACCCAAGCUGUAUGAAUUUAAAGUGUCUCAUCUUACAGUCUACUGUUAACAGUGCAAGAACACAUGCAGGAUUGGUUGCUGCUUUAGUUACCUGAUUCUUGUGCAGUGUAACUAGACAACUUGCUACCAUAUUCUGUGGAAGAGUAACAUAUAUAGAUAAACCACUGCACCUUU